Molecule: messenger RNA, 1763 nt
Organism: Sinocyclocheilus rhinocerous
Lineage: Eukaryota; Metazoa; Chordata; Actinopteri; Cypriniformes; Cyprinidae
Product: armadillo repeat-containing protein 6-like
Exons: 8
Biological process (GO): hematopoietic progenitor cell differentiation
Molecular function (GO): protein binding
Source: RefSeq, a predicted model, not a curated record
CGUACUGUCCACUGUUCUCCAGGGAGCCUUUUAUCACAAGGGUCCAGGCUGGCUGGGUGUUGGCGAGUUUCAGGAUUAUUAUCAGUUUUGUGUUAAACCGGCUUGUUUUGCUUUGGGUUCGAGUGAAUGUUACGCUCAGGCUUUGGAGUCUCUCAAAACUGCAGUGGCUUCAUCGUCCGCAUCCGUUCUGGAGGAUCUGAGAGCCUUCACCCAGCAGUGCUCUCUCGGCUUCGCACAGCGAUACUUGGCCGCUCAAAAAGAGGCGUAUCCCACGAUCCUCGCCUGCUGCCAGAGAGCCGCUGGAGAGAAGGAAGCCCUUUCCGUCGCUCUCACCGCGCUCUCUGCGCUAACAGACGGCCAGCCGGAUCUGCUGGAUGUGGACGGGCGAGAGUUUUUGAUGGGCGCUUUGACUGCGCACCAGACGGGAGCCUUUUAUCACAAGGGUCCAGGCUGGCUGGGUGUUGCAGCUGCUGCAGUCAUGGCCACACGCAGAAUAACACAGGAGACCUUUGAUGCAGUGGUCAGAGAAAACAUCGAGGAGUUUGACUUGGAGGAGAGCGAAGCUCUGAAGGAGGCCAUUGAGCAGUUUGAGUCUCAGGCUCAUCCAGGGAACACAGCAGUGCUCAGUGAACUCUGUGCCACUCUGUCCCGUCUGGCCGUGAGAAACGAGUUCUGUCAGGACAUCGUAGACCUCGGGGGCCUGACGUUCAUGAUCACACUCCUGGCUGACAGUCUGGAUCGUCAGGAGCUUGUGAAGCAGGUGCUCAUCGCACUGAAGGCCAUCGCAGGAAAUGAUGAUGUCAAAGAUUCCAUUGUGAAUGCCGGAGGGGCGGAGCUUAUCGUCAUGGCGAUGAACCGUCACAUGGCCAGUGCACAGGUGUGUGAGCAGGGAUGUGCGGCGCUCUGUGUUCUCGCUCUACGCAAACCCAACAACUGUAAAGUCAUCAUGGAGUGUGGCGGAGCGUUGGCGGCCCUGCAGGCCAUGAAGACUCAUCCGGCUGAAGUUAAUGUGCAGAAACAGUCCUGCAUGCUGUUGAGGAACCUGGUGGCCCACACACGAGACUUCAGCCAGCUCAUCCUGGAGAUGGGAGCCGAGGCGCUGAUCUCGCAGGCUCUGGCGGCUCACCGGGACUGCGGCGACGUGGGCCGAGCCGCUCUCAGAGACCUCGGCUGCCAGGUCGAACUACGAGAAUUCUGGACGGGCAAGAAAGGAAGCCUGAGUCAAUGAUGAACGUCUGUAGACUCAAAACGAUCACGAUUACAUCAUAUGACAGCGUGUAAUAACUGUGGAGCUCUCACUAAAUGUCUGUGAUCAAACAUCUGAUGUCCACAUGCAUAGGAUGCUUUACAGGUUACAGUGUAGAUGUGUUGAUUUUUUUUUUGUUUAAAUAUUUUAAAGCCACUGUUUAUAGUUUGUACGAGGUUUUCUACCCAGGAAUGACCGCUGUGCUUGGUCUGGAUUCAUUUGAGCUGACGUUGACCGCGAGAAUCAAGUGUGUUUAAUUCAGAGGUGCAUUGCUGGAUUGUCAGACUGUGGCUGUUUAACCCUUAAUAUGUUUAAUCUAAAGACCAUCAUCUCGCCGGUUAAAUGUGCUUUCAGUGUGCUUGUUUCUUACAUUCCAAAGUGUUUUAUUACACCGAACACGCUUUCAUGCACAAGGUGAGCCAGAAUAUGAGUCACAUGUUUUCUCAAUCAUAUGUUGCAAUAUUAGUUGAAGCUCUGAAUAAACCCGCUCUGUACUGGAACUGAUAGUGUUUGUGAU